Mesorhabditis belari is the source of this 405-nucleotide messenger RNA. Lineage: Eukaryota; Metazoa; Nematoda; Chromadorea; Rhabditida; Rhabditidae. The record is from the annotation of a GenBank genome assembly.
AUGGUGAAGAUUCGAAAAAACUUCCGCCGAUGGAGAGACCGAGCCGAGCAUUCACGAUCGCAAAAAGAAUUGGAAGAUCAACGCCUUAUCGCAGCGAUCGAUGAUGGUGGAGAUGAUUCAGAAAAGAUUCGCCGUUUUGUACUCCCGGACAGUGUUGUGAUGUCAGCGCCACAGGGUUUAGCUCGAGCCGGAAAACCGGGACGCCAACGACGCAUGGUUGUCGUGAUAAAGAUCAACUUCUUGGUCGGGUGUUGGCGCUUCGAAAAAGAGGCAAAGCGAUUAGCUGCUCAAGAAGCUGUAAGCUAUUCUACUUCCAAUCCGCCGAUUCGUUUCAAUUCUGAUGGAGUGGCGAUUCUGGAGAACGAGGAGAAGAAGCACGAGAUGAUCGAACAAGCUGGUAACUUC